Hordeum vulgare subsp. vulgare (domesticated barley) is the source of this 1709-nucleotide messenger RNA. RefSeq names its product probable LL-diaminopimelate aminotransferase, chloroplastic. Gene Ontology annotation, molecular function: pyridoxal phosphate binding; L,L-diaminopimelate:2-oxoglutarate transaminase activity. The transcript is spliced from 10 exons. Gene Ontology annotation, cellular component: chloroplast. NCBI's taxonomy places the organism in Eukaryota, Viridiplantae, Streptophyta, Magnoliopsida, Poales, Poaceae. The record is from RefSeq and is a predicted model, not a curated record. Bases 1 to 1392 code for a protein of 463 amino acids.
AUGAUGACUGGAACUACCGCGUCACCCGGCACCAAAGCCACUCCCAUGUCCUUCCUUCUGCCGUCUUCCUUCUCCCUCAGGGCGUCGAAGUCGAGCAACCUUUGGCUGAUGAGAAGGCUGCCCGUUAAUGUACGCUGUGUCAGCAGCUCUCCGGCCGCUGAUACAUCUUACACGACGAAGGUAUCACGGAAUGCGAACAUAGCCAAGCUCCAAGCAGGCUAUUUGUUUCGUGAGAUGGCCAAAAGAAGAGCAGCUCAUCUGCUGAAGCAUCCCGACGCAGAAAUUAUAAGUCUGGGAGUAGGUGACACUACCGAACCCAUUCCGGAGGUCAUAACAAAUGCCAUGGCAGAGAGAGCGCAUGCUUUAUCCACAGUUGAUGGCUACAGUGGUUAUGGAGCUGAACAAGGUGAAAAGAAACUAAGGGCGGCAAUUGCUGCAACCUACUAUGCGGAUCUUGGUAUUGAAGAAGCCGAUGUAUUUGUCUCUGAUGGUGCAAAAUGUGACAUUUCUCGUCUACAGGUUCUAUUUGGAUCUAAUGUGAAGAUUGCAGCUCAAGACCCUUCAUAUCCCGUAUAUGUUGAUUCAAGUGUUAUCAUGGGUCAAACUGACUUGUAUCAGCAGGAUGUUCAGAAGUACGGAAAUAUUGAAUACAUGAGAUGCAGUCCUGAAAAUGGUUUUUUCCCUGAUCUUUCAAGUGUCCCACGGACGGAUAUCAUAUUCUUUUGUUCACCCAACAAUCCUACUGGUGCUGCUGCAUCUAGGGACCAACUAACACAAUUAGUCAAAUUUGCGAAGGACAAUGGUUCCAUAAUAGUCUACGAUUCUGCUUAUGCCAUGUACAUAUCAGAUGACAGCCCCAAAUCCAUCUUUGAAAUUCCUGGAGCAAAAGAGGUUGCCAUGGAAACAGCAUCUUUCUCUAAAUAUGCUGGAUUCACCGGUGUCCGGCUGGGUUGGACCGUGGUCCCUAAGGAGCUCCUUUUCUCUGACGGGCAUUCAGUUGCUAAAGAUUUCAACCGCAUAGUCUGCACUUCCUUCAAUGGUGCAUCAACCAUUUCUCAAGCCGGCGGUUUAGGCUGCCUCUCACCAGAGGGUCUACAGGCUAUGGAAGACGUUAUCGGGUUCUACAAGGAGAAUACCAAAAUCAUUGUUGACACAUUUACAUCGCUUGGGUUCAACGUUUAUGGUGCCAAGAAUGCUCCCUAUGUGUGGGUGCACUUUCCUGGCCGUAAUUCUUGGGAUGUCUUUGCCGAGAUCCUUGAGAAGGCUCAUGUGGUUACUACUCCUGGCAGUGGAUUUGGGCCUGGCGGCGAGGGCUUUGUGAGGGUUAGCGCAUUUGGCCACAGAGAGAGCAUCAUUGAAGCUGCAAGAAGACUGAAGCAGCUAUACAAAUGAGGAUUAAUUCAGCCCAUAUCAUCCUCUCCCUAGGGAACCAAUAAGAACCCAGAAGCAUUUUGGAAAACGAGAUUUUCUUCUAAGCUACUGGGCAAUGUUAGAACAGAGACAGCAUGUUGUUUCUGUUCCUCUGAGUGUUGGCUCUGUUCGUAACCAUUUGAAUUUUCUUGCUGAAUUGCUGCGAGCCUGGAUCAUGGUAGUAUUUGCCUCACAUCCGCUCGUCAUCCACAAUGUAGCCAAUCCAAACCCGGUAAUAAUAACUUUACUCCAAACUUUGAGGUGGUCGGAUUGUGCUAAUAAGAUGCUGCCACAGAUCA